Stomoxys calcitrans (stable fly) is the source of this 374-nucleotide messenger RNA. RefSeq lists its product as uncharacterized. The transcript has a single exon. NCBI's taxonomy places the organism in Eukaryota, Metazoa, Arthropoda, Insecta, Diptera, Muscidae. Bases 28 to 354 code for a protein of 108 amino acids. The record is from RefSeq and is a predicted model, not a curated record.
CCAAGGAAAACAUUUCUUUAAAACACCAUGAAAUUAUAUGCCGUGUGCUUCCUUCUCUUUGCCCUUGCUGUGACAUGUCAGGCGCAAGGCUUUAGUGACCCUUUAUAUACAGGACAACCAGGAUGUUUGACUGAGGGUGAACUAACUGUCGGUGUGUAUCCACACUUUCGCUUAAAGUCGGCCUUUUGGAGAUGUUCCGUUUUGGGAGUAGCUGCCACAUUGGAAGUAUGUCCUCCGGCUCAAGGAUUUUUGGAACCAGCCAGAGCUUGUGUGCCUUGGACUCUAUGGUAUUGGACACCCACUGUGGCACCACCCAGUGUGCCAGAAGUUGAACCCCCAACACCUUUGGUGUAGUCAAAAAAUCAACCGAAAUU